This is a messenger RNA of Cetraspora pellucida, 432 nucleotides long. The record is from the annotation of a GenBank genome assembly. Lineage: Eukaryota; Fungi; Glomeromycota; Glomeromycetes; Diversisporales; Gigasporaceae.
AUGUUAAGGAAAAAUAAUAAGCAUCCUCUUAAAUAUUCGAUUAAUGAUUACAUAUGUAUUGCAGUUUCAAGAAUAGAUUGUAAUGCCAUUGAUCAGCCUACUCUGCCUUGCAAAGUAAUUGAGGAAUUGCCAAAAGAAACAUAUCGCUUACAAUGUAAAAGUGGGAUACUUGAAACUAUCUACAAUGCAAAUGAAAUUAUACCACUUGGGCCAUUAGAAUAUGAAGAACUUGAAGUUUGUCAAGACAAAAUUAUUAGUGUACAAGAAGCUGCAAGAAUGCAGUCUGUUUCUACUGUAACUGGCACGAAGUGUAAUUGCAAGGGUGAAUGCAAAAUUAAUUCUUGUAGUUGUAGACGUUCUAAUUUGGUGUGUGGAAACGGGUGUCAUCCACAUAGUAAUAAAUGCAAAAAUAGAGAACAUGUUCUUUAUUAA